Molecule: messenger RNA, 1669 nt
Organism: Cynara cardunculus var. scolymus (artichoke)
Lineage: Eukaryota; Viridiplantae; Streptophyta; Magnoliopsida; Asterales; Asteraceae
Product: guanosine nucleotide diphosphate dissociation inhibitor 2
Exons: 13
Coding region: 115-1449 (444 amino acids)
Biological process (GO): vesicle-mediated transport; small GTPase-mediated signal transduction; protein transport
Cellular component (GO): cytoplasm
Molecular function (GO): Rab GDP-dissociation inhibitor activity
Source: RefSeq, a predicted model, not a curated record
AUUCCCAGAAGACACGCUCUUGACUUGAUUUGGAACCCUACCUCCUUUCCGGUUUAAUUUCACUCGAUCUAUAUCAAGCUUUGCUCUUUGGGUAAAUCGCCGAUUCGAUCCAAUAUGGAUGAAGAGUAUGAUGUCGUUGUUCUGGGGACUGGCCUCAAGGAAUGCAUCCUCAGUGGUCUUCUCUCCGUUGACGGUCUCAAGGUUCUGCACAUGGACAGGAACGAUUACUAUGGGGGAGAAUCAACCUCGCUCAAUCUUAUUCAGCUCUGGAAGAAAUUUAGAGGAAGUGAUAAGCCUCCUGCUCACUUAGGUUCUAGUAGAGAUUACAAUGUGGACAUGAUUCCUAAGUUUAUAAUGGCGAAUGGUGCUCUAGUACGAGUCCUCAUUCACACUGAUGUCACAAAAUAUCUGUACUUCAAAGCUGUGGAUGGCAGUUUUGUUUAUAAUAAAGGAAAGGUGCACAAAGUUCCUGCAACUGACAUGGAGGCUCUUAAGUCUCCUCUCAUGGGGAUUUUUGAGAAGCGUCGUGCUCGCAAGUUCUUCAUCUAUGUCCAGGACUACAACGAGAAUGAACCCAAAACACACGAGGGGAUGGAUCUAACACGAGUGACAACCAGAGAGCUUAUUGCUAAAUAUGGUCUUGAUGACAACACCGUGGAUUUCAUUGGCCAUGCAUUAGCUCUACACAGAGAUGAUCGAUACUUAAAUGAACCUGCCCUGGAAACGGUGAAGAAAAUGAAGCUUUAUGCAGAGUCACUUGCACGUUUUCAAGGAGGGUCGCCAUAUAUUUAUCCUUUGUAUGGACUAGGCGAGCUUCCUCAGGCAUUUGCUCGGCUUAGUGCUGUUUAUGGUGGGACCUAUAUGUUGAAUAAACCUGAGUGCAAGGUUGAGUUCGACGACGAGGGGAAGGUAUGUGGUGUAACUUCAGAGGGUGAAACAGCCAAGUGCAAGAAAGUUGUUUGUGAUCCUUCCUAUCUGCCUAACAAGGUGAGGAAGGUGGGGAAGGUCGCCAGGGCAAUUUGCAUAAUGAGCCACCCAAUUCCAAAUACCAAUGACUCACACUCGGUGCAGGUUAUUCUUCCACAGAAGCAGUUAGGUCGCAGAUCAGACAUGUAUCUGUUUUGCUGUUCAUACUCCCACAAUGUUGCUCCAAAGGGGAAGUUCAUUGCGUUUGUAUCCACAGAGGCGGAAACUGAUCAACCUGAAAUUGAAUUAAAGCCGGGGCUUGAUCUUCUAGGACCCGUUGAUGAAAUUUUCUUUGAUGUUUAUGAUAGAUAUGAACCAGUGAACGAGCCAUCUCUCGAUAAUUGCUUCAUAUCCACAAGCUAUGAUGCCACAACUCACUUUGAGUCAACAGUAAUUGAUGUGCUCAAUAUGUACUCAAUGAUAACUGGAAAGGUUCUUGAUCUGAAUGUAGAUCUAAGUGCUGCCAGUGCUGCUGAAGAAUAGACGCGUUGGAGGUUUGUUCGUUUUCCUACAUGUUGUGUUGUGGAAAGAAGUUUACUUGAAACUUGAAAUAUCUAUAUUUCUAGAUAUAUAAGACAGACCGUCAAAUGUGUAACGAGGCUGUUCGUACUGUGUAAAUUAUGACUUGGGUGUGUUCACUCUGCUACUUGGUCCCUCAUCCUCCGUGUGCAAAUAUUUAUUUGUUUCACCUUCUUUAAUUUCU